CGUAAACUCGUCGCUUUCAGCCAACGAUGACAGCGUCAAAGUUUGUAGCAGUCGUGACCGGGGGAAAUAAGGGUAUCGGGAAGGCGAUAGUUUCUGAACUCGCUAGGCAGUACCGCGGGAAUACCCCUCUGUCCAUUUACCUGACAGCGAGGUCGGAUGACCUGGGCCGACAAGCUGUCGCAGAAACGCAGGGGCAGUUACACGGUAGCAACAUCCAGGUUCAGUUCUUGCAGUUGGACAUAUCGUCGCCAGAGAGCAUCAACACUGCCGCUAAAAAAAUUCAUGAAACUGCCGGUCAUGUGGAUGUCCUCAUCAACAAUGCCGCUAUCGCCUUCAAGGGCGAUGCGUUCGAUGAUAACGUAGCUCGACAAACGGUGGAUACCAAUUACACAGGGACAAAGAAUGUCACCCUGGCAUUUCUUCCCUUGGUACCGAAAAAUGGGCGUAUUAUUAAUGUGAGCUCCUCGGCUGGUAAACCUAGGAUCUUGUCGGAAGAUUUACAGGCAAAGUUUGCGCGAGACGACGUACGUUUGGAAGAUCUGGAUGAUCUGAUGGAACAAUUUAUCAAGGAUGUUAGUGAGGGUACAUACUCGAAGAAGGGAUGGCCAAAGCAAGCUUAUGGAGUGUCCAAAGUAGGCGUUACUGCCUUCACCCGCGCAUUGGCCAGGCUGCCAGAUGUGAAAGAUCGGAAUGUUUUAGUGGCAGCUUGCUGUCCAGGCUGGGUAAGGACCGAUAUGGCAGGACCGAAUGCCCCUAAGAGUCCGGAAGAAGGUGCCCAGACACCGGUUUGGUUGGCGCUUGCUGAUGUUGAUGAUAUAUUGCAUCAUGGAGAGGUGCAGAAUGGAGGGUUUUACAAGGACCGUCAGAAAGCUGAAUGGUAGUCAGAUAGUUGGCAAAAUUGGACUCCAAAAUUUGGAAAAGUCUAAUGUACAUCAAGAAGGUGUCGAGUGUCUGCCAUUAAGAUAUGAAUGAAAUAUACUAUAAAACAAUAAUCGGGCAUAUACUAUACUAAAUACUUCGUGGACGUGCCUAUGUCAAUGUCAA
Molecule: messenger RNA, 1044 nt
Organism: Spizellomyces punctatus DAOM BR117
Lineage: Eukaryota; Fungi; Chytridiomycota; Chytridiomycetes; Spizellomycetales; Spizellomycetaceae
Exons: 1
Coding region: 27-881 (284 amino acids)
Molecular function (GO): oxidoreductase activity, acting on the CH-OH group of donors, NAD or NADP as acceptor
Source: RefSeq, a predicted model, not a curated record